AUGGCAGAAUUAUCUACCAACUCAUUCAUUAUGGCUUCAUCAGAUGAUGAUGUUCGAAUCAAACUCGAAGCUCCUCAAACUACAUCGAUAUCACCUCAAUCACCUGGAUUGAAACGAAGAGUAUCCUCAGAACAAAUGGAUCCGCCAGAAAAGAGGCAGAGAAUUGAAUCCGAAGCACCACAACCUCCUUCCCUACCCGAAUCUACUGAUGAAAAUGUCGCCCCGCAACCUACAAAUGACGUAGAUGAUCCUUUGGGAGAUUUCGAUCUUGAUGCUAUUAUUGCCGGCGCGGUUGCUCAUGUCUCUGCGGAAUAUCAAGAUGCAGGAAGUAUGGGAAUGGACAAUCAACCUUCUCAUGAAGAUCAGUCACACCAGAGAGCCCUUAGCACAGCUUCUGCCACCCAAGCUCCUCAUCCUCAAAUUCAACCACCCAACAGCCCGGCGUCCUAUGACCGACUUCUUUCUGAUCAUCAAUUGUCUUUGCAGGUGUUGAGUCUACUGGCUUUGGAAAGUAUGUCGUUGCAAAUGUUAAACAUUCUUUCCGAAGGAGGAUUCGAAGAUGUGGUCACCAUGGUUACCAAGACAGAUACAAUUCGUGGACAAGCAUUCCAAACCUUGAAGGACCUUUUCGAUAGAACCAAAAAGAUUUAUGGAAGCUCAACUUUCCUCUCCGCCGACGCACUCAAUCUUAGAGACCCAGCUCAACGAGAGAUUAUCAGACUCGCAAACCAUGCGACUUUCGUAAGUAGCGUGUUUGGUGGACAAGAAGUUGGAUUUUAUGAACUUAAUGAAUAUUUCGUCGACACCUGGACACGGGAAGGAGAGGGAAUUUCGAAAGCAUCCGGCCAAUUGCUCAUGAACUUGAAGACACAAAUCAUUGUUGCGGCGUUAUCGAUGGAAGAGUCAGAUAAACCUGUCGAGGACCUCAUACAAGAUAUAUUUCCCGCAGAUUUCGGUCCACUUUUGGCUCAGAGGCAUUCGUUUUCUCUCACCCAAGAUGAGAAACAAUUACUCAUUGAUUUAGACAUCCGAAGGGUAUAUUUAUUCAACCAAGGAAAUGAUCCCGUCAAAAUAAAGGAACUCGGUGACCUUUUCAACUGGGAUUCUUUUCUAAGAUCUACGCAUAUUCAUAUGGACGCAUACAGGCCGUUGGUUGAACCUUAUAUGGAUAAGUAUAAACUCACGGUCCCCACUUCGACUGGGUAUUCGCAAGGUACAACUGGCGGUCCAUUGAAUUGCAAUGCUCUUGCAUACACUGCUACCAACACCGAAGCCGAGAGUUCAGCUCAGAAGGCUCCUGAAGAGGCUGGCAUAUAUCAGCAAUCGAAUAGUGCGCAAACUGGAUAUCGCCAAGCUCAAUACCAAACUACCUAUCAACAAUCUAAUCAACCACCAAACACCUACUCAAAUCAAUAUACUACUAGUAGUAAUAGUAGUAAUGCACCCACACCCACACCACACCAUUCUCAAUCAGAGUCGACUUCCGCUCUUUACGAAAAGGCUAGACAAGCUGCAGCUGCCAAGAAUAACCCGGGACAGAAAGCCAGACCUGGAUUACCAUCUCAACGUCGUCCAUGGAGUACAGAGGAGGAGAAUGCAUUAAUGGCUGGUCUCGAUUCAGUCAAAGGCCCCCACUGGAGUCAAAUUCUAGCUCUCUAUGGCGACAAAGGAUCGGUCAGCACCAUCUUACGUGAUAGGAAUCAAGUUCAACUUAAAGACAAAGCACGAAAUUUGAAACUAUUCUUCCUCAAGAGCAAUAUCGAAGUACCAUACUAUCUCCAAUGUGUGACUGGCGAAUUGAAGACUAGGGCACCUACUCAAGCGGCCAGGAAAGAAGCGGAAGAGAGAGCAAGACUGGCAGGAAAUGAAGAGAGCGCGAGAUUUCAUGGAGUUAUGGCAUUGGCUGGAGGUAUGCAAAAUUCAAAUCAGGAGAACGGAAGCGGGAGUCUCUAUCAACAAACCCCGGAGCCCGCCGAAGAUUACAAGAGUGCAAGUAAUAGCCCGGAAAGAUUACAAAUUGAGGAACCUGGAAAAGAUGAACAACAACAGGUGGAAAAUAAUCAAGAGAGUUUGGAAAUGCAAGAGAUGGGGGCGGAUGAGAGGUUGAGACAACAAUUAUUGGCUGCUACUAAUAGUUAA
Sclerotinia borealis F-4128 is the source of this 2139-nucleotide messenger RNA. The record is from the annotation of a GenBank genome assembly. Lineage: Eukaryota; Fungi; Ascomycota; Leotiomycetes; Helotiales; Sclerotiniaceae.